Branchiostoma belcheri (Belcher's lancelet) is the source of this 2355-nucleotide messenger RNA. RefSeq lists its product as uncharacterized. Gene Ontology annotation, biological process: regulation of transcription by RNA polymerase II. The transcript is spliced from 6 exons. Gene Ontology annotation, cellular component: nucleus. The coding region runs from base 601 to 1578 and encodes 325 amino acids. The record is from RefSeq and is a predicted model, not a curated record. Lineage: Eukaryota; Metazoa; Chordata; Leptocardii; Amphioxiformes; Branchiostomatidae. Gene Ontology annotation, molecular function: RNA polymerase II cis-regulatory region sequence-specific DNA binding; DNA-binding transcription factor activity, RNA polymerase II-specific.
UGUCAAUGCAUUUUCGCAACAGUUGAGUCCUUAAACUAAACACAACUCAUUCAAUCUUAAUCUUAUCGGCGUUUGGAUCUCUAAGGGCUAACGUGACGUGUUGGAGGUUAACAUAUGACCCACCAAUCUGGGCAAACCCAGUGACUGUGGUAAUUCUUAUGCAGAUUUUGGCGUGCCCCGUUGUACUGGUUGUCAUGCCGGGAUUCCCCACGCCGACUGUACCGUCUGAUGCAAUACUGCGCAACCUCAAGCCGACCUUUCACAAUCCCGCGUCACGCCCCUCGCACACCUGUGCCUCGGCCAAUCACGGCGAGACAAAGUCCCCAGGGGAAUGUUGGUCAAUGUGGCUUCCAUCGUUUUUGGUGGUCAUUUUCUGAUGCAAACCGGUGUCUCGAUUGCACGAGUGUCAUUUGGACAGGUCGGCCGUGUAAGGCAUACAGAUUUACAGACAUCUUAUAAAAGGUGGGCAUCUGAUGCAACCAGCAUUUCUUCUGCCCGCACCGCACGUGUGAGAAGCUCGCAGCACCGGGGUUCUUUCCACAACCGAGUACGAGACCACUUGAAUGAAGAUACCAUCUAUCUCCGCUCUUAACUUCUGUCAUGAGGGUCCUUGGCAAGCAGGCACAGACAACACAUUCAGCCAUCAGCAGAACAUGUGGGACUAUUGGGAGCCUUGACAGUCAGAAACAUAUGAUACAGACGACACUUACAGCUACUACAGACGACAUGACUGCAGGGUUGGAGACGACACAGGCUGCAGACGUGCAGAAGGCGGGAAUCACCAUGGAGACCAUGUGUGAGGAAGAGUUCAUUGAGGUGGACGGAGAGGGGGUGGUCAGUCAGGGAGGGAAGAGCGCGGCCGAGCUGCUGCUAACCGCUCUGCAGAACAUGGACGCCAGCCAGGCGCAGGCGCUAGUAGUGGCCAAUAUGGCACAGUUCAACAGUGACGCUACCGUCCCGGACGUCUCGCUGUCCCAGGACACCGCCGACUCGGACCUGUCGUCCCUGGGAGAGGGCAGCCUCACCCCCAUCAUCAAGGAAGAGCUGAAGUACACCAUCCAGACCAAGCGGCUGGCCAGCGGGCUGGACGAGCUGGACGUGGAGGAGAUCAAGAACAGCAGCAAGGCCAAGAAGCCGCGGAAGAUCUCCCCAGAGGAGGAAGAGCGGCGCAGGGUACGGCGGGAGAGAAACAGGAUCGCCGCCGCCAAGUGCAGGAACAAGAAGAGGGAGCGGGGCGAGCUGUUACAGGAGGAGUCCGAACGACUGGAGUCGCAGAACGAGCGUCUGAAAUUGGAGAUAUCCCGACUGCAAGACGAGAAGGAGAAGAUCGCUUACCUGCUGCAGUUCCACCGUCCCACCUGCAUCAUGAAAGCACCUGCGACCGCCUGCGCACCUGACACAACAACCUCCAAACCUACAGCUGUGAUGGGGGAUUCCUUCUUCACCACCGCCUCCUCCUCAGACCUCUCGUGGGACUCCGCGGAAACAGCGGGACAGGAAUCCUCGCCUUUACCUGCUAUAGUUCCUGUGGACCUGUCCAGCGCGUAUAGCAGUGACAGUGACACUGAGUCGAGCUGAGCUGAGACACUAGGCAGUUAUUCUUGUUAAGCCUUUCUGUGCUAGCCUCUGACCUUUCCCCUGAUUACCUGUGUUCUUUCCCUUUGACUCUUCCCAAGAGGCGUGUAAAUAAACAAAUGGAAUCGUAACUUUCAACUGUGCAAAAGAAUUGUACUGCCACGUAAAUAUGGCGCACUCUCAUAAGUCAGGCUCUCGGCGAUACGGACAGGAAGCAUGUUUUGUGCAGUGAACCUGCAGCCAUGUCUUUUAUCACAAAGGUCUAUUUCCUUGUAGUAAACGCACUUUUCAUUCAAAUGCCUGAAACUACUUUCCACUUUUCAACCAUAGUCAGUAUCAUCACAAGUAUCGUGUACAUAUGUGGCAGCUGCGAAUAUCAUUUAUAUUAUUAAAACUAUCGUUAUGGCGUGUGAUCGGUAUGAAUGGAAACAGCAUACUUGCACUUCAAGUUAUAUUACAUGGUGUGUGCAGAAAACCAAGGAGGAAACAGAGUGUUUCUGCCAUGUGGUGCGCGGUGGGGUGAUCUCUCUUCGCUCACGUACCUAGGCAUAUCACUUGUGUCUAUAUACUAUGCACGCCGUGUUAAUGGUUGUGGUUUGUUACCUCAGUAAACUGUUAAUGUUAGUUUGUAAAUAGCAUCAACUGUAGGAAACGUGUUGACACGUGAGGUAAACCCAUGAUCACAUCUACAACAUCCAAUGUUCUGUAAAUAUACUGAUGUGACGAUGUUUUGUACCUUUGUACGAUUGUUACCAAGUAAAUUAUAGUACAAGCUCUGAA